Anopheles funestus (African malaria mosquito) is the source of this 3995-nucleotide messenger RNA. It is a transcript of the gene ABCD, whose product is annotated as ATP-binding cassette sub-family D member. Gene Ontology annotation, molecular function: ATP binding; long-chain fatty acid transmembrane transporter activity; ABC-type transporter activity. The transcript has 7 exons. Gene Ontology annotation, cellular component: peroxisomal membrane. NCBI's taxonomy places the organism in Eukaryota, Metazoa, Arthropoda, Insecta, Diptera, Culicidae. Gene Ontology annotation, biological process: fatty acid beta-oxidation; very long-chain fatty acid catabolic process; long-chain fatty acid import into peroxisome. The record is from RefSeq and is a predicted model, not a curated record. Bases 1272 to 3506 code for a protein of 744 amino acids.
GAACAGUACCUACAAUUACACUCAUUGCAAUGUAGUAGCAUGGGGCUCGAGGGCGACUCGAAAGUAACAUACAUACCAUUUCAAUGCGCACCGCGACCAUUACCGUGCAGUGAGCGAACGGGCGAGCGAGUAAACCAGUCCCCCCAAAGGUGGUCGCCAGUGUUGUUUGCUGCCAGCAGUAGUAACGAAACAUCAUGACAGUAGCGGUGGAGACGCACCGUACAACACACCAGCCGAACAAAACGUUUUGAGGCGCAAGACGGAACGAGAACAUCUUGCAAUAAAUAUUUGUCCAACUGUGCGUCCGCUUUGUGUGUGUGUGUUCUCUGCUCCGUUGUGUUGUGCUGGAAACGGUCAGAAGCGAUCGGCAAACUGCAUCCUUGCUUUGCCUGACUUCGUUCUCAUCCACCAUUCUGCAUUGGAUGGAGUAUGAGAUGGUCCAGUCCGAGUACGAGUGCAUCCGUGUUGCUUGAUUCUCCGUGUGGCAGAGCAAGGCCGAGUGAAUGUGUGAGUUUAUAACGCAGGGCACAUUACGCAGAAACGUGAAGAUCCUGUCGCGUGGGGCACGCUACUAGACAAAGCCUCUUCGCUCAAGGUUUAUAGCAUCGGGUGCGAUCCCAGCUCGGUUUGGACCAGUUUUUUGUUCUAAAGAUUGCUUCAGAGAUGUGUGUGUCUGUACUUGUGUAGUUUAAGAUACCCUGUACGCUAGAACCGAUAACAUCUAGCACCGUGUUCGUGUGUGUGCGUGUGUAUUUGUAGAUUGUGAAUUGUGUGAACGAGAGCCCGCAAUUAUACGGUGUAGUGGACAGUGCCGAAAGUCCGCAAAAAAAAAAACGGUUCGCCAACCCUCUUGCGUUGGCGCUGUAACGCAGGCUUCAGUGAGUUGCAUAACAAAGAAUGUACCAAGACCGCCACUGGUGCUGUUGCUGUAAGUGUACAAAGAACCGGUCAAGUGAAAGCAAAAGUUUAAGGUGCUGAGGUGCGUACAUCGACGUCCUUUCUAAACCGAAGAACCGAAAAGCUCCGGUGCGUGCCAUUUCCAAGUUGCAUUCAACGGUGCGCAUCAUGGUGGUGUGAGAAAUGGCUGGAAUUAAAAAGAUGAUGGGUUGAGGAGUGUGCUAUAAACAGACUGUGCUUUCCUGUGAUUACUCCAACCAAACCGAUACAAUCGACACGAUCGAAUGUCGGUUGUGCUAAUUCAAACCAUACACUAGCGCUAGUGCCACCCGGUUGUCUUCUCUUCACAGCGGGUCGAUCCUCACCUCAGCAAGAUGCCAACCAUCAUAUCAAAGUUCGCGAAGCGAUCGUUCGACACGCUCGAGGGUCUCGGCUACUCGAGAGAACUCGUGUCCAAGGGUUUGAUAACAGGUGCGGUCGCACUGUACUGUCUGCGCCUAACCUAUCCCGUGGUGCGUGACAAAUUAGCCAACGGUAAAGGCUCCACGGACGCCCGUACCGAGGCGGGCCACCAUCGCAAUGAGAACAAUAACCUCACGAAACAGCCACCGGACGAUCCGGAGGCAAAGAAGGAACAGAUCAUCAUCGCCAAGCGGAACCGGCAACGGCAGGCUGGUCGUCAGCCCGGACUCAACCUGGACUUCCUGCUGCAGCUGCGCCAGCUCGUACGCAUCAUGGUGCCCCGGUUGUUGUGCGAAGAGUCCGGAUUGCUUGCCGUCCACACGCUGUGUCUGGUGUCACGUACCUUUCUCAGCAUUUACGUCGCCUCGAUGGAGGGUGCGAUCGUCAAGUUCAUCGUGCGCAAGGACGUGCGUAACUUUGUGCUGAUGCUGCUGAAAUGGUUCGGUAUCGCUAUACCGGCCACCUUCAUCAACUCGAUGAUACGCUACCUGGAGAACAAGCUUGCUCUCGCCUUCCGUACACGGCUAGUGAAACAUGCGUACGGCAUGUACUUCAAAAACGAAACCUACUACAAAGUAUCGAACCUGGACGGUCGUAUCGAAAAUGCGGACCACCGGCUAACGGACGACAUUUCGACAUUCUCCAGCUCGGUGGCACACUUGUACAGCUCCCUAACCAAGCCAUGCUUCGAUUUGCUGCUAAUCGGCAUAGCAAUGGCUCGUUCGUCCCGCCGAAUGAAGGCAAACAUAGUGAUGGGCCCAGCGCUGGCCACGAUCGUCAUCGGUACGACAGCUCACAUCCUGCGAAUAGUGUCGCCCAAGUUCGGACAACUCGUAGCGGAGGAAGCCAACCGGACCGGCUAUCUACGUCACGUACACUCGAAGAUUAUUACCAACGCGGAGGAGAUUGCAUUCUACGGAGGUCAUAAGGUGGAACAUUCGCAACUCCAGGAAGCAUACUCUCGGCUAAUGAAUCAGAUGAACACGAUAUUCACGCAGAAGCUGUGGUUCAUUAUGUUGGAGCAAUUCUUCAUGAAGUACGUGUGGUCCGGUACGGGCAUGGUGAUGGUAUCGCUACCGAUUUUAACCGUCGGUGCAGCGACCAUGCCGAUCAGUCCCGAGCACAGCAACCUUAUCAAAUCAGACGAGCAUGGUGUGAGUGAACGGACGCAGUACUUUACCACUGCACGUAAUCUGCUGCUUAGUGGUGCGGACGCCAUCGAGCGGCUGAUGUCUUCGUACAAAGAAAUUGUAGCAUUGGCCGGCUACACGAGCCGAGUGGCCGGUAUGUUCGAGGUGUUUGAUGAGGUAAACCGUGGCAUCUAUCGGAAAACGACGCUCUACACCGAGGAGCGUAACCUCAACGGUAUAUUGGAGUUCCGCGAUGGACAACCUGUCGCCAAGGGCGAGAUAGUGUUCUCCACCGACGAUAAAGAUACUAGCAUCUCGCUGGAGAACGUACCAGUGGUCACGCCCAACUGUGACAUCGUUGUGCCAAGCAUAAGCCUCACGAUCGAGGCCGGCAUGCAUCUGCUUAUUACCGGUCCGAACGGCUGUGGCAAGUCGAGCCUGUUCCGCAUCCUGAGCGGACUGUGGCCAAUCUAUGGUGGAACGUUGCGCAUUCCGAAAUCGUUCGGUGGAAGGCCCAGCAUGUUUUACAUUCCCCAACGUCCUUACAUGUCCUGUGGCACACUGCUUGAUCAGGUGAUCUAUCCGGAUACGCGCAAAGACAUGGAGGCGAAAAAGAUCAGUGAGGCACAGCUGCGGGAAAUUAUGCGCAUGGUGUCGCUGGAGCACAUUCUUGAUAGGGAUAGCUUCGACGAGAUACGGGAUUGGAAGGAUACGCUCUCUGGAGGUGAAAAGCAACGAAUGGCCAUUGCGCGACUAUUCUAUCAUAGACCAAAAUACGCCCUACUGGACGAGUGUACCAGUGCCGUAUCAAUAGACGUCGAAAGCUGUAUCUACGAAACAGCUAAAUCGAUGGACAUCACCCUUCUAACGAUUACUCAUCGUCCAACGUUGUGGAAAUUCCACACACACAUCCUGCAGUUCGACGGACAGGGUGGAUGGGUGUUUGAGAAGCUAGAGGAAGGUGCCCAGCAAAAAGUUCCUACGCUGAAAGCCAAUACUUCUGCACCCGGCAGUUAAAGGACCUUCUACCAUACGGAGCAACGAUGGGAAAUUUUGUACAGACGAUUGGAGGCAAUCAAGCGAUACAAAUACGAACGACGAGAUUAUUUGAAAGUAUUGCUAUUAAUAUGUUUCUAUUUCGUUCGGUUGUAAAAUAAUACAAACAAGCAUUACGCCAAAAAUGAGUUUAAAAAGAAAAUAGCAAACACAAAUACUUGCGGAUCCCUUCCGCGGUGGGAUGGUGUCGACUAAGAGAUAAAUGAAAUAUGUUUUAGUAGUAAGAGAACUUUACGUUUCAAGUUUUGCUGGAUACGCCGCUGUUAGGUAGUGUUCCAGUUUUAAGGGAAGGUUGGGUAUGAUGUUUCAGCUUAGGUGAGCUGCAAAGCAGGUGUAAACGAAACUUUUGUGAAUAGAUACAAUAGGAAUGUUACAUGUCUUUGUUUUUUUACUGUUCGUACUUAGUGCAAUGAAAAAUAAAGUUAACCAAAAGAAUAGUAUGAAAUUUUA